Molecule: messenger RNA, 1772 nt
Organism: Monopterus albus (swamp eel)
Lineage: Eukaryota; Metazoa; Chordata; Actinopteri; Synbranchiformes; Synbranchidae
Gene: grem1b
Product: gremlin 1b
Biological process (GO): animal organ morphogenesis
Molecular function (GO): receptor ligand activity; BMP binding
Source: RefSeq, a predicted model, not a curated record
UUUGGUCAAAGCUAAUUGUUUGACUUUUCCACGUGUGCGCAUACAGGCCCGUCCGCGAUCUGCCCCUCACCCCCGCGGCUCCCCAGCUGUCUGUUUCCUUGAAGUGGGCUCAGAGAAGUGUUGAGGGGGCGGAUAGUUUUGAUUUUCUCCUAAUCGUGCUUAGCCAAUAAUGUAGAGGGAACUGUUGUGCACAUCUCAGCUGGCAGACAUUUAAAAGGGAGACAGUCCGGCGCUGGAGCAAUUUGUAUUAAACCCCCCUUUGGCCCCUGUUUAUGGAGCGAUUAGUCUCCCACCCAUCCCCAGUCCCACCAGUGUUCACUCGGCGGCAGUAGGUGUCUGUCACCUCGGAAGGUGCCGGAGAGGACUGACGGGAUCAGAUCAUCGCACUUGUGAUUGUGGAGGCUCGAACAGGAUGGGCAACUCAGCGCCUAUCUUCUGCAGUAUGGUUUUCAUCAUUGGAUUGCUAUCCUCUCCCGUGGAUUCAAAAAGAAUCCGAGGCUCACAAGGCGCCAUUCCUCAUCCUGACAAAAACAACCCAAACCCCCCACCCACUGCCGAGGCGGGCUCCAGGUCCCGGCAGAAACAGGCCUCAUCUUCACCGGCCGAUGAGGUGCUGGAGUCCAGCCAAGAAGCUUUACAUGUGACGGAGCGCCAAUAUUUGAAACGGGACUGGUGCAAGACGCAGCCGCUCAAACAGACCAUCCACGAGGAGGGCUGCGUUAGCCGCACCGUCAUCAAUCGCUUCUGCUAUGGACAGUGUAACUCCUUCUACAUCCCCAGGCACUUUCGCAAGGAGGAGGGCGCCUUCCAGUCCUGUUCAUUUUGCAAGCCGAAGCGUUUUACCACCAUGACUUUUACUCUGAACUGUCCGGACCAGCAGCCACCCACCAAGAAGAAACGCAUCAAACGCGUCAAACAGUGCCGCUGUAUAUCCAUAGACCUGGACUAAAACAUUCAGAAAGGUGUCCUCUGUGUGAAUGUUCUUCAUUGUCUUCUUCUUGGCGGAAAGGAUUGCUGGUUAAAAAAAAAGGCUGUCACACAGCCAAGAACACGUAAAUCCCUCUACAUAAGAUGACAUGCAAGCUGCAUUCAUGAAAUAUUUCAAUCUUCUUGCACACCGUGUGAACACAUAUGAACAUACAACUCGUAAAGCAAUGCUGGAUAGCAAUGAACAUUUUACGCCUCAGCAGGCUGAGAAGUUUGAAAACAAGCCUCGCUGCACGGGAAUGUUGACUCGGAAUUGGCACGUUUGACGCACGGCUUCCUCACCCCUGUAGGACUGCGCAGCUCCAGUUUAUUUAAUCAUUUUGACGAAAAAAGAAUCCUGUCCAAGUUUGUAUUUUUAUGCGUUUGUAAAACUGGCUGUUUCCACUGUGUGGAAUUUGAUGGAUAAACGGUGAUAUCUGUAAACUGAAAGUGGGUUAAUUUCGAUAUUUCAAGAAUCUUUUAAGAUUAAUUGAUUUAUGUGAAUUUCGAAGUCCACCAGUAAAGGAUUGUGGAUUGUUAAUUGGCUUCUCUGUUGGAUAAAACGGACAUUGUACAACAGAUGGCUUACAGCUGUAGAUUAAUUGUAAAAUAAAAAGCCAUCUUUGACAUAAGCGGUCUGUUUAUUCCUUUUACUAAAUUAUACACAAAAAAUAAACUGAUGAAAUAUUUUUGCAUAGCCUAUUUACAACUUUACAUCGAAUGCUGCACGAACAAAAUGUUAAAUUGUCUCUCAUCGGUUGCUGUCAUCCUCCUGCCAGAGGCAUCAACUCAGACCUUUCAAUAAA